Messenger RNA from Psammomys obesus (fat sand rat), 3162 nucleotides. RefSeq names its product protein phosphatase 1 regulatory subunit 13 like (gene Ppp1r13l). The record is from RefSeq and is a predicted model, not a curated record. The transcript is spliced from 13 exons. Gene Ontology annotation, molecular function: transcription factor binding. NCBI's taxonomy places the organism in Eukaryota, Metazoa, Chordata, Mammalia, Rodentia, Muridae. Bases 141 to 2609 code for a protein of 822 amino acids. Gene Ontology annotation, biological process: positive regulation of cell differentiation; regulation of transcription by RNA polymerase II.
CAGAGUCACGUCGUCUAACCUGUUCCCAGGACACUGCCCCGCCCCGUCCUCCGCUCCCCGCCGCCGGAGCCGGAGCCGGAGCCCGAGGAAAAGACCCCCGGUGCCAGGAUCUGCCCCGACGCGCACCCUGCUCCGGCACCAUGGACAGCGAAGCAUUCCAGAGUGCGAGGGACCUUCUGGAUCUGAACUUCCAGUCACUGGCCAUGAAGCACAUGGAUCUGAAACAGAUGGAGCUGGACACGGCGGCCGCCAAAGUGGACGAACUGACCAAGCAGUUGGAGUCAUGGUGGUCAGACUCGCCAGCACCUCCUGGCACACAGGCCGGCGUCCCCCCCAGGAUGUCCAGGUAUAGCACCAGCCCUGUCCCCGAGCCUUUUGGCAGCAGAGGGUCCCCGCAGAAGAUAGCCGCGGAUAGCACAGAGGCCCGUUUUGGACGCUCGGAGAGUGCCCCGUCCCUGCACCCCUUCAGCCCUCUGUCCCCCAAGGGCAGGCCAUCCUCUCCGCGCACCCCCAUCUACCUGCAGCCCGAUGCUUACAGCAGCCUGGAUCGCGCGCCAUCGCCCAGACCGCGCGCCUUCGACGGGACAGGCAGUCCCCACGGCCGGGCGCCAUCCCCGCGGCCGGGGAUUGGCCCGCUGCGGCAGCCGGGCCCCCCGCCCCCCUUCGACUACCUGGGCCGUGCAGGGUCCCCCCGGGGCAGCCCUCUAGCUGAGGGUCCCCAGGCCUUCUUCCCGGAGCGUGGACCUUCCCCACGUCCGCCUGCUACAGCCUAUGACGCGCCGGCCGCGUUCGGGAGCCCCCUGCUGGGCGCGGGUGGCAGUGCCUUCGCCCCGCCGCUCCGUGCACAAGACGACUUGACGCUACGGCGGAGGCCCCCAAAAGCCUGGAACGAAUCUGACCUGGAUGUAGCCUAUGAGAAAAAGUCUUCACAGACAGCAAGCUAUGAACGGCUGGAUGUCUUCACGCGGCCUGCCUCGCCAGGCCUGCAGCUCUUACCCUGGAGAGAGAGCAGCUUGGACGGGCUGGGGGCCAGUGGCAAGGACAACCUCACCAGUGCCACAUUGCCACGCAACUACAAGGUAUCCCCUCUGGCCAGUGACAGGCGUUCUGACGUUGGCAGCUACCGCCGCUCUCUGGGUUCAGCAGGGCCCUCGGGUACUUUGCCACGCAGCUGGCAGCCCGUCAGCCGCAUCCCCAUGCCCCCCACCAGCCCCCAGCCCCGAAGCGCCCCACGCCAGCGUCCCAUCCCACUCAGCAUGAUCUUUAAGCUCCAGAACGCUUUCUGGGAACACGGAGCCAGCCGGGCUGUGCUCCCGGGAUCCCCCAUCUUCUCCCGAGCACCCCCAUCUAAGCUGCCUCCCCAGCCACCCCCUCAGCCCCAGCUGCAGCCCCAACCUCAACCUCAGAUGCCCCCCCAGUCCCAGGCCCAGCCUCAGACUCCAGCACCCCAACAGACUUGGCCUCCUGUGAAUGAAGGCCUCCUCAAAUCCUCUGCCGAGCUGGAGCCAGAGCCUGAGCUAGAGGGGCUACUGGCUCCUGUGCUUGAGGCCGGGGAUGCAGAUGAAGGUACCGUCACUCGGCCCCUCAGCCCCACCAGGCUACAGCCAGCACUGCCACCUGAAGCACAGACUGUACCUGAGCUGGAGGAGGUGGCCCGAGUGCUGGCAGAGAUUCCUCGACCCCUCAAACGCAGAGGCUCCAUGGAGCAGAGCCCUGCUGUGGCCCUGCCCCCCACCCACAAGAAACAAUACCAACAAAUCAUCAAUAGACUCUUCCAUCGGCAUGGUGGCCAAGGGCCCGGGGUCCCUGAGCCAGAGCUGUCCACAAUCACAGAGGGAUCUGAGGCCCGAGCAGGACCUCCUGCUCCUGCCCCACCAGCUCCCAUCCCACCCCCAGCCCCACCCCAGAGCAGCCCUCCAGAGCAGCCUCAGAGCAUGGAGAUGCGCUCAGUACUGCGCAAAGUGGGGUCCCCACGCAAGGCUCGGCGAGCGCGCCUCAACCCACUGGUGCUGCUGUUGGACGCAGCGCUGACUGGGGAGCUGGAUGUGGUACAGCAAGCGGUGAAGGAGAUGAACGACCCAAGCCAGCCCAACGAGGAGGGUAUCACCGCCCUGCACAAUGCCAUUUGCGGCGCCAACUACCCCAUUGUGGACUUCCUCAUCGCUGCGGGCGCCAAUGUCAACUCCCCUGACAGCCAUGGCUGGACACCGCUGCAUUGUGCCGCUUCGUGCAACGACACUGCCAUCUGCACAGCGCUGGUGCAGCAUGGUGCGGCCAUCUUUGCCACCACGCUCAGUGACGGCGCCACCGCCAUCGAAAAGUGCGACCCUUAUCGCGAGGGCUAUGCGGACUGCGCCACCUACCUGGCAGAUGUUGAGCAGAGCAUGGGGCUGAUGCACAGCGGAGUUGUGUAUGCGCUCUGGGACUACAGCGCCGAGUUCGGGGAUGAGCUCUCCUUCCGGGAGGGAGACUCGGUCACCGUGCUCCGGAGGGACGGGCCGGAGGAGACCGACUGGUGGUGGGCUGUCCUGCACGGCCAGGAGGGCUACGUGCCACGCAACUAUUUCGGGCUCUUCCCUAGAGUAAAGACACAGAGGAGCAAAAUCUAGCAGGAAUGAAGGAGGAAAAGUGCUACGGAGAAAAGUGCAAGCCAGCCUGCCUUCCACCAGCCCUACCCCAUCCAUCUACUGCGGAGUUUACCUGCACCCUCAUCUCCAGGGGGUUCAGCCUCCACCAGAAGUUCUCUGCUUCUCCGGGGGCUCAAGGGAGGGCAGCCCCAGACUGAAGAUUAGGAUGCUGCCUUAAGCGUUGGAGUUAGGUGGGCUGGGGACCUUUGGAAACAGGAGACCCACCCAACCACCCCAGCACACACACUUGCCAAAUCAGAUCUGGUCCAAAGUGCCUCUGACUGCCAGCAAGCCACUUCCCUUUCCCGGCUGAGCCUGGGAGGGUGACCCACCCCUUCAUUUCUCUGAGUCCUUUCCCUCUCUCUCCCAGCAGCCCCCAUUCCUUCCAGCAGCCUUGGGCCUGGGUGAGGCUCAUGGUUCCUCAGCAAGCAGUCUGCCCCUCUCCCAAUCCAAGUGCCUUCAGACCAUGUGGCUUGAUGUUUAUAAUGACACGGGAAGCUGUUUCCUUUCUAAAUAAAGGUAGUUUGCACAGAAA